CGAACAUUGGCCCGGAAAGAGUCGAGAUGCCGAGGCAAUAAUCAACCCCAGACAUCAACCGGAGUCUCUUGUCUGUGUCAGCACAAUGGGCGGCGACAGCAAUAAGUAGACUGUCCCGCCGUUGUUUCUUGUCCUGACCGUCCCAGCUUUGCCAAUUGUCUCCCUGCUGCCAUUUCUCAGCUCUCAAUCGUUGCCAGAACAGACAGUCCACCAUGGCCACCCAAAGACUCGGCUCCAUCUUCUCCCACCUGACCCCUCACAAGAGCGGUGUUGCGGCCAUCACCCAAAAGAACCCCGACGACAUUGUCAUCACCCUCGCCAUCCGGACACCUCUGGCCAAAGGCAAGAAGGGCGGAUUCAAGGACACUGAUCUCGACUACAUCGUCUAUGCCCUCUUAAAACAAGUGUUGGACAAGAGCAAGAUCGACCCUGCAUUGGUUGAAGAUAUCUGUUUGGGAAAUGUCGGCGACCCAAGAGCAGCAUACAAAGUCCGAGCCGCCAUGCUGGCCGCCGGAUUCCCAGACACAUCAGCCGCCAGCUCCGUGAACCGAUUCUGCUCAAGCGGUCUGAAAGCAGUGCAAGACAUCGCGAACCAAAUCUCCAGCGGCAGCAUCGACAUCGGACUCGCCAUGGGCGGCGAGAGCAUGACCAACAACCGGGGCGCCGACACUCCGUUCUCGCCCGAGAUCAUGGCCAACCAAGAAGCCGUCGACUGCACACAGCCCAUGAUCCAGACGUCAGAGAACGUCGGCAACGACUUCAACAUCUCGCGGCGCCAACAGGACGAAUAUGCCGUCGAAUCUUUCCGGAGGGCCGAAGUUGCGCAGAAGGCUGGCUGGUUCGAGGACGAGAUUGUUCCUAUUACCACGAAGAUCAAGGAUCCUAACACGGGAGAACUCAAGGAGAUUACGCUCACCAAGGAUGAAGGGCCACGGUAUGGGACUACUCUCGAGGGAUUGUCGAAGAUUAGACCUGCGAUGCCGCAGUUUGGCGAUAAGACGACGGGUGGAAAUGCUUCGCAGGUCACGGAUGGAGCCGCCGCCGUUCUUCUAAUGAAACGAUCCAAAGCAAUCGAACUCGGCCAACCCAUCCUCGCCAAAUUCUGCGGCGCCACCGUCGCCGGCGUGCCCCCUCGCAUCAUGGGCAUCGGUCCCUCAGCCGCCAUCCCGAAAUUGCUCGCCAAGUUCCAAUUGACAAAGGACGACAUUGACAUUUUCGAGAUCAACGAGGCUUUUGCCUCCAUGGCCGUUUACUGUCUGAAUGUGUUGGGACUGGACCAUUCGAAAUUGAACCCUCGUGGCGGUGCUAUUGCCUUGGGGCACCCGCUCGGCGCUACUGGUGCCCGGCAGAUUUGUACGAUUCUCUCCGAGGCCAGACGGACGAAGAAGAAGAUUCUGGUUACGUCUAUGUGUAUCGGAACUGGUCAAGGUAUGGCCGGAUUAUUCGUCAACGAGCAAUUGUGAAAGGGGAAAGCGAAAUCGAAAACGGAAAAAGGGGAUGCAAUUUGAAGGAGGUUGCACUUUAGUGCCUAUCUAGUUUUUAAGCCAUCCAUCGUUUGGCGGAUGGGUGGUCAAAAUUUGAAUUCGAACUCCCUUCUCGCCUGUCUUUGUUGCACUCGUCUGGAGCCAAUUGUGUCUUGUCUCGUACUGUAUCAUCCUUACUCCUCGCACGGUACUGUGUCGCAUUGUGUCCAAUCAGCGGCUGAACACUGGUCACUGUCACAGAUGGAUAGUGGAUGGAUGCGAAGGUCAGGGCCAAGAGACUCUACUCUACUCUAGGUUCCCAACAUCCUUGAUAUCAGUCGGGUACCUAGGGCAGUGGUUUCACUCCAUGAAUGCGAUGGAUGGAUGCCUGUCAUCGGUGACGAAGGCAUUUUUCCAUUCUGUUGUUAUGAGUACAUCAUUCUGCUGGAGGGUGGACAAACCAACUCAAAAAGGAAAUCUGUCCAAAAGUAUCUUAGUACCUACAUGCAUGAUCCUAGUCAUCCCGACAUUACCUGGUCGCCUAAGCAUGGUAGUAGGCGCCUAGGUAGGCCUC
Messenger RNA from Exophiala dermatitidis NIH/UT8656, 2037 nucleotides. Its product is annotated as acetyl-CoA acyltransferase. Gene Ontology annotation, biological process: fatty acid beta-oxidation; phenylacetate catabolic process. Gene Ontology annotation, cellular component: peroxisome. Gene Ontology annotation, molecular function: acetyl-CoA C-acyltransferase activity. NCBI's taxonomy places the organism in Eukaryota, Fungi, Ascomycota, Eurotiomycetes, Chaetothyriales, Herpotrichiellaceae. Bases 213 to 1463 code for a protein of 416 amino acids. The transcript is spliced from 5 exons. The record is from RefSeq and is a predicted model, not a curated record.